AUGGCGGCGGCAGUUGGGGAGGAGGAGUUCGACGUGAUCGUGGUGGGCGCGGGCAUCAUGGGCAGCUGCUCCGCCUACGAGGCGGCGAAGCGCGGGCGGCGCGUUCUGCUGCUCGAACAGUUCGACUUGCUGCACCACCGUGGAUCCUCCCACGGGGAGUCCCGCACCAUCCGAGCCACCUACCCGGAACCCUACUACCUGCCCAUGGUCCUCGAGUCCUUCAACCUCUGGCAACAGGCCGAGGCCGAGGCCGGCUACUCCGUCCUCUCCCCUGCCGCCUCCCAGCUCGACUUCGGCCCUGCCGGAGACAGCAGCCUCCGCCUCGCCGUCGACAACUGCCAAGCUGCCGCCAUCCCCGUCCGCGUCCUCCGUGACCCCGCCGAGGUCUCAGCCCUCUUCUCCGGCGCCUUCUCCCUCCCCUCCGGCUGGAUCGCCGUCCUCACCGACAUCGCCGGCGUCAUCAAGCCCACCAAGGCUGUCUCCAUGUUCCAGUCCCUCGCCGCCCGCCGCGGUGCCGUCCUCAGAGACCGGGCCCAAGUCUCCGACAUCCGCCGCAAAACUCCGGCGACCCACCACGGCGGCGGCGGCGGCGCCCUCAUCAGGGUGUCCACCGCCGACGGGCGGAGCUUCCUGGGGAGAAAGUGCGUGGUCACCGCCGGCGCUUGGAUGAAGAAACUGGUGCAAGCCGUCGCCGGCAGGGUGCUCCCCAUCAGUCCCCUCCACACGACCAUCUGCUACUGGAAGAUCAGAGAGGGCCACGAGAAGGACUUCUCCCAGGAGGGAGGGUUCCCCACCUUCGCGAGCUAUGGUGACCCGUACAUCUACGGGACGCCGUCGAUGGAGUUCCCGGGGUUGGUGAAGAUCGCCCUCCAUGGCGGGUACGCCUGCGACCCGGACGAGAGGAACUGGGUGACGGAGGUGGGGCUGCUGGAGAAGACAGUGGUCCCAUGGAUUAAGGAGCUGCUGCCGGGGAAGAUCGAGGGGGACAAGCCGGUGAUGACGCAGUCCUGCAUGUACUCCAUGACGCCGGACGGCGACUUUGUGAUCGACUUCCUCGGCGGGGAGCUCGGAGAGGACGUCGUCAUCGCCGGCGGCUUCUCAGGGCACGGAUUCAAGAUGGGCCCCCUGGUGGGGAGGAUCCUCGUUGACCUGGCGCUGGACGGAGCGGCGGCAGGAGUUGACCUCCGCCAUUUCCGGCUCGACAGGUUUGAUGUCAACCCCAGAGGGAAUCCCAAGGAGUUCGACGAUCAGGUCGGUUCUCAUGCCCCCCCGGGCCAGUAA
This is a messenger RNA of Spirodela intermedia, 1281 nucleotides long. The record is from the annotation of a GenBank genome assembly. NCBI's taxonomy places the organism in Eukaryota, Viridiplantae, Streptophyta, Magnoliopsida, Alismatales, Araceae.